UUCGGACGUGUUUUAAAGAGCUGUGCAUAAAGUUGUUCGCUUUGCUCCAAAUGAGCUUUUUCCAUUUAUGGUCAAAUAUGUAUAUUUAUAUAUGUUUGUAUGUAUACAUACUUCAUAUCUAAACUCACGUAUGUAUAUACGUGGCGAACAUCGGUUGCAUUGAUGCGAGUUUAAAGUUGAAAACUUAUAAAAAGUGGUUUGAAUAACAAGAUUUUGCAAAUUAGAAAUUUGCUAUUAAAAAUUCAUUUGGUUAGUUUCGUAAUAUUCACAGAUAAUUAAGGUUGACCUGUGAGUGUGUACAAAUACUAAAGCAUCACAUACAUACAUAUGUAUGGUCUAUAAAGUGAUUUUCAAGGCAGCGGUGAUUGCUACCUGAUUUAUGUGUUACUAUUUUAAGAAAAAUAGAAAUUCCGUGGGCAGGAUCCUAAAACGAAACCAUAUACAUACAUAUACAUAGCUGAACGGAACAUGGCUGCGCCUAAAUUGAUUAUUCAACACAUCAUAAUCGGAUUACUUUGCUACUAUUCCGCUCCAGCCGACGCUUCAUUUCCCUAUUAUGGUGCGAAAAUUGGAGCGUUAAAAAGACUGCAUCACGGCGUUUCGGGAGAUGUAUAUGCUGUGGACUCUCGCACCCUUUUUAUAAAGAGCUUUAAUUAUGAUGGCGAAGCUCCUGCUGCCUAUUUCUAUGUGGGCAACACGCCGAAACCCAGCAACGAUGGAGCACAACGUCUGCGAGAUGAACGUGGCGGGGACAGUGCGCUCACUCGACGAUAUCGUAAUAAAGAUGUAACACUUUCCUUGCCCGAUGGUAAAACUUUGAGAGACAUCAAAUGGUUUUCGGUUUGGUGCGACGAGUUUGCCGUUAAUUUUGGUGAUGUUUCCGUACCAAGUGAUUUGGACUUUCCUAGGCCGCAAAAAAUUGCAGCUCUCAAAGGAGUGCAUGGUGUAUCCUCGGACAGCAUCGUAAUUGUGGAUGCACAAACUCUUUUAAUACCAAAUUUUAGUUACGAUGGAGAGGCACCAGAUGCGAAAUUCUGGGUAGGUCGCGGACAGCGGCCCAGUCCUCAAGGUCUUCGAAUACCCGACGAAAAUGGCAAAGAAAAUCCACUUCGUCGAUACGAUCGAAAAACUAUUGUGCUCACCCUACCUGACGAUUUGACUAUUUUCGACAUAGGACACUUUGGAGUAUGGUGUGAGGCUUUCACUGUCGACUUUGGCCAUGUUCGUAUACCCGAAGGAUUGAACGUGCCACCGUCUCUGAAAAUGCUUGGCAUUAGCCCCCAGUCAAGAUUGAAUUGUGAAGUUCUUUAUGACGAUUUAGCAUUUGAAGUGAGGUGGGCCGUAGCCGGUGACAGCAUUGUAAUACAACUUAUAGCCAAAUUGGAUACCAACGAAUACAUGUCCUUCGGCGUUUCACAAAAUCCUGAAAAAAGCAUUAUGAUUGGCUCUGAUGUUGUAGUAGCUUGGGUUGAGAAAGAUUCUGGUAAAGGCUUUGCAGUGGACUAUUACUUGGGCGAUAAGUCACAAUGUUCUGGUGGACUUGGAGUUUGCCCAAAAGGCAAUAUUCAGAAUGAAACAAACUCAAUACGUCUACUAAACGCUGCUUGGGUUAAUGGAUAUUCUAUUGUUACAUUCCAACGUUCUCUGCAAUCAAAUAGCAUGUUUGAUGUCCCGAUAUUGGUAAAUAAUUCUCAGGCCAUCGUAUGGGGUAUCGGCCCACUUAAUGAACGCCACGAAGCCUCAUAUCAUACUCAUUACACACGCUUGACAACUCGUAUUGAUUUUGGUCGGCAACCUAUUUGGAACUGUCCAUCGCCCGAAGGCAACAAACCAGCUGACGAGAGUGAUGAAGACGAAGUCGAAAGUGGCCAGGGUUACCCGUCGUCUACAACUUCGAGUCAAACUAGUUUGGAGUCUGAAGAAGAACAUUACAAUACUCCGCAGGCGCUGCAAAGUGCGAAUAGGCGUCAAGAACAAGCGCAUCAACGGCCUCAAUCGCACUCACGUCCCGUACCUACACCGAAAGUGUCGAACACUAAUGGCGCAUGGGACAUUCCAGCUAUAGAAUGCUAUGAACCAGAGGAUGGUGUAUUUUAUGCACAAAUGGGUCCAACAGGUGGAAAACAUGGCUACUCAGCUAUAACUGGCCACGUUGGUUGGGGUAUAUCAUGGUAUAUUAACGGUUUAUUAAUUCCUGAAAUUCACGUUGUUCGCGGCAAAACCUAUACGUUUGUGGUUGAAGGAGGUAUAGAUGCGGAUAUACCUGCGAAAUACCAUCCAUUCUAUAUCACCGAUGACCCUGUGGGUGGCUAUGAACAUAAACUAGAGGAAGAAAAAAAGGGUGUACGCAUAUUCGCUGGUGUGCAUCGUUCUCGUUCUGGGCAAUUGACGCCAACUGGGGUUGGUCGUCUCUGCAACUGGACACCGGAUGUUGAUGGCCCCUUGGCUGAUGAUUUUCAAUCAUUUGGGGCCUAUCAACGUACAUUGACUUUAAAAUGUGAUCCCGGUGAACCCGGCGUUAUUACUUGGACUCCGGACCGUAAUACACCAGAUACUGUUUAUUACCAGUGCUUCACUCAUCGUUAUUUGGGAUGGAAGAUUCACGUACAUGAUUUUUGCGAUGAUUCACGUUUCAUUGCAUCGGCAUCGAAGAAAUACGAGGUUCGCGUACCAUAUCACGCUCCCGGCGAUGGCGAUGAUAUCGCUGCUGAGGCAUCAAUUCGUCACGAAACAAAGGUCAGCCCCAACGAUAAUUUUUUAUUGAAGCACCAAACAGAUUUGAUUAAAAAUCAUAAUAUGAAUGGAACACCGCCAAAAUUGACAUUUGAAAUAACAAAAUCAUCGGAAAUUACUAAACUGAUUUCAGAUGGAAUCCGGGCUGCAGAAGCUCUCGAGGAGAGCAUACUAAGGAACACCAACAACCACAACCGAAAUGUCAACAACAAUAAGAAUAUAAACCAUAUUGCUGCUAAGGUCCCGAUGCGAGGUUUACCUACCAAUAAACAACAAGAGCAACUGUCAAAUACGAGUCCGACAGCAAGCAUCCAAAUGAAUGACAUAGAAGCUGCUCAAGGACAAAUAUCGUUUGAACCACGUAUUACCACAUCCGUACCGGAAACAUUACAUGGAGAAAAUCAUAUCCAAUCAUAUCACAAAACUCCACAAUCAUUGUUACACAUUAACUCUAAAAAAAUAUUAUCGUCCACAUUAUCAUCAACACCUCUUCAUCAUCAUAUGCAUCACCAUUCACAUCACCAUCUAAAUAAUCUUACUAAUAUUGCAUUGCAAUCACAGAAAACAAUAGGUCUCUCAGAGUUUCUCCGCCCACCACAUAAUGCAGCUCUUUUUCAUCCAGUCAAAUUACCAGGACGUCGACCAUACAUUGGACCAAUAAAGAAGGUGCCAGCCACCAGGACUGUACUUCCGCAACAGUUACACCGCAUACCACAUCCUCCCAUACAGCCCAUACCACAACCUUCUGUUAUAGUCAGUCACUAUCACAAGCCGGUGCCGAGCCUGCUGAAACCAUUUAUCAAAGAAAACCCACUUCCAAUUCAACCUAUAGCAGCGUCCGUAUUAUUGCUGGGUCAACCAGCAAGUUUAAGCGGCUUACGUAAAAACGACCCUGUGCUCCUGAAUCCAAAACCUAGUUCUGUCAUACCUGUGCCUUAUAUUGAUGUGGUACCCAAAAAAUCAAUUCAAAAUCUUAUCAGUGGAAAUGGAAGUGAAGAUAAGAAUAAUAUUUUUCAAUCGCUUUCGCUGCCAAAUCAAGUGCUUGAGAAGUCCGAUCCACUUUCUGUACCAACAAACAUCUUUAAGAAAAAUGUGGAUACACAAGAUGUCAAAGAGAACCCUUCUUCGCUAGAUAUUGCCACUAUGAAGCCUGCCAUCAAUAAUGGUUUCAAACCUGAUUCGGUGGUCGUGGAAAGUGGCUUUCGACCAAUUUUGCGCAAAGACGGCGGCUCGAAACUACCCAACAUAGAUCAAGUGGCACAUCGGCGUGAGGAUCCAGGAUUAGAGAUUGAUGAGGUUAUGGAAACAGACACACUUUUUCUAACAGCCCAAAAAGAUACACAAACUCAAAAUUUCGAACCAAUGUUUAUCCCGUCGCCACUAGAUAGCACUAAUGUUACUGUAAUAAUACGAAAUGUUGGCUCGUCUUCAUCUAGUCCACAAUUAAAGGUGCUUGAUGCAAAGAUCAUAGAAAAUAUGCCCGCAGUUGCCAAGCUUCGCAACGCGACAAUAGAGGAGAUUUUGUUAGAACUAAGAGAAGACGAGCGUUUAGAUGACAAUGUUACAAGUAAACUAGAUGAAAAUGUUACGAAUUUACCCGCAAAUGAAAGUGUCAAACCGGAGGAAGCUUAUUCUAGUGAACAACAGAACAAAAAUACAUCCGAAUUGUACGUGUUGGAUAGUCUGUCCGAAAUGGAGGCUAUCGAUGAAGAAGAUGACCGCGAAGCUCAGGCGGCAGAACGAAUAGAUACAUACUACCUACCACCAGAUAACCGCAAAAUACCACAUGCCAGCUUACCGAGCGGUGCCGUUGUUACAUUUGAUGGUAAAUCUAUUGUAGACGGCAAUUUAGUUUUGCCACCCAAAUUGGAGGCACUAGAAGAGCCCAGUUCACACCGCCAAGCACACGGUCUCUCCCAAAUUGAACAGCUCAUACGAAGUACACCCCAAGUUAGACCGUUUCGAGGGGAAAUACCGCAACCCGUGGCUGAGUUUCUCUCGAACGAACGUUCAAGAAAUAGAGCCUCCGGCACCGGCUCUGGUGGUAUAGUCGGUGGUACAGGGUCUGGAAUUGGCGGUCCAUACUUGCCUUCGACCUCACUUUCACCGCCUCGAGUGCACUCAACCAAACUGCAAAAAUUAGACGAAUCGGCUUUUCGGCACUAGCUUUACUACAAAGGUGGAUGGAGAUAUUUACGUACACAUGUACACACAUAGGUACCAUAGAAGCGUCCUUUAAUAUUACUAUUGAUAAAAUUAAAUAAAAUUGAAGAAAUUUCUUAGCGUAAAUAAAAUGAGGCAAAAUACU
Molecule: messenger RNA, 5041 nt
Organism: Rhagoletis zephyria (snowberry fruit fly)
Lineage: Eukaryota; Metazoa; Arthropoda; Insecta; Diptera; Tephritidae
Gene: Skel
Product: DM13 and DOMON_DOH domain-containing protein skeletor
Source: RefSeq, a predicted model, not a curated record